CGCAGGCGCCGGGGUGGCCAUGUCUGCCGCCGUGGAGCGGAGGCUGGCCAGCUUCCGAGCCGCCCGUGGCAGCCCCGCUGUAUCGCCGCGUUCCGCCGAGCCGCCAGGAAAGGCCGCGGCUCCUCAGGCCGCCGAGGGACAGCAGGCCGCCGGCCCGAGCGGCAGCGCUGAGGCCCGUCCCGGCGGAGCGGCGGCGGCUCCGGCUCCGGUGUGGGCGCGCCCGCUGCUGCUGAAGGUGCUGCUGUGGGCGGUGCUGCUGGCCCUGUUCGCGGAGCUGGAGCUGGGGCUGCCCUACUUCGUCCUCUCCCUGCUCUACUGGAUGUACGCCGGCACCCGCGGCCCCGCCGAGAGGCGGCGGGGAGAGCUCAGCGCCUACUCCGUCUUCAACCCCGGCUGCACCGCCAUAGCUGGGACGCUGACGGCCGAGCAGCUGGAGCGGGAGCUGUAUUACCGGCCCGCCGCAGGGAGGUAGCCACCGGCCCGGCCACGGCCACCGCCUCCACACUACGGACCCGAGGAAGGGCUGGGGGAGGAGGAGGAGGAGGGAAAGGGGGUUAUUUCUGUGCCAAACGCCGUUCGCGCCUUACUCCGGGCCCGGUUUCCACGGGCACGGUCCGGUCCUGAUUAAAGCCGUAGCAACGCGAGCGCUGUGGUCUCGGUCUCCUUUCCUGGGGGGCCGGGCAGCAAACCCCCCGGCAGGCCGGAGCAGCGGGGAGCGGUACACGGCCUGUCCGCAGCGGUAGGUGCCAGCUUGUCGGCUGGUGAAUGGCCGCUGCUGCUGCGGGCCUUUGCCACGGGUGAGGGGACGGCCGGUGUCUGAGGACACGUGCUUUUCCUCCCAGCGCUGGCUGGGCUCCUCUCACCGAAGAAAAGACACGAAGCGUUAUCUGUAUACCUGAAAUAGGCCGCUGCUACUCUUUGCGUUCAUGUGUUUCUUCUAGCCCAGGCAGCCAGUUUUGAUGCCCGCUUCCUGUUGGCUUCAUAUUGCAGCUUUCAGAGUUUGCAGCGUAAGCAAAAAAAAAUUGUUAUUAUUCCUGGCAGGUAAUACACAUUGUGCUUUAACCAUCAUUUUGACAAAAUUUUAGGGUGAGUGACAUGGAAAUACAAGAGGCCUUCAGGCAGAAGGGGAUUUGCCUUGUCAUUGGGCUCAGUCCUUUUAGCACAGCACAGCUGGUGAUGCAUCUUGCCAUCAUCCCACAGACUGUCAGGUGUACUUCUUGUACUGGUAUUUUUAAUCUAGAGAUCAUUGAAUUAAAACAAACUAUUAAUACUAAAUCAUAGUGAAGAACAGCUGGCUGGGCAAGUGAAGUGGCCUUUAUUGAAUUUAAUCGGACUGGAAAGAGAAUAGUAGAUUAAAGCACAAAUAAUAUGUUUAAAACUGCUAGGCAUCUCUCAGUAGCUCUCCACAGCUCGCUCUUAGCUUCUAGUACUGGUCUCUUCUAAAAAUUUCAAAUGCCAAGCACAGAAUUUUUGGAUUUGUGUGUAUUCCACCAUCCUCUGGUAAAAACCCAUCAGAGUUCUCACUAUUCUUACAGCUUCCUUCUGACUCAUUUAUACAAAGAAUUUGCUGCAUUUUGGUUUUGCUUAACAUAGACUCUGCAGGUUCAAAGGCCUUUUUGUAGUAUAUUUGCAUAGAGUUGCAAAUACAAAGCUAUGUUUCUUUGGGAGAACCAUGAACUGUGAGUCCUUCCAUUCUUAGAAAGUGUUCUAAUUACAGAGUAAGGAGGAGUCAGGUAAUACUUAAAAUAAAAUACACCGGUAAGUAACAGAACUUUGUGAGUGGAAACUUUAUUCACAAGGAUAAAAAUAAACAUAACUGUAACGUUUAUGGGGAGUUGAUAAUCUGACAUCUUGUACAGUUAGACUCUGUGGGUGUUCUUUAAAACAAGGAAAUACAUGCAAAUAAAUAUUAAAUAUAAGGUAACAUCCAUGAAAUUAUAAAACUUUAUAGCAGCAAUGCUGGAAAUGAAGUUUUCACCUGUUACAUUAUGUCCAGGUGAAUUUACAGACUCUUCUAUUUAAUGCUUCAUGAAACAAUUUACCACAAUAAGUGAGCAUGAAGCUGAAAGGCACAAGAAAUAAAAAAAUCACACAGUU
Molecule: messenger RNA, 2097 nt
Organism: Calidris pugnax (ruff)
Lineage: Eukaryota; Metazoa; Chordata; Aves; Charadriiformes; Scolopacidae
Gene: SAYSD1
Product: SAYSVFN motif domain containing 1
Exons: 2
Coding region: 20-472 (150 amino acids)
Source: RefSeq, a predicted model, not a curated record